Molecule: messenger RNA, 1787 nt
Organism: Capsella rubella
Lineage: Eukaryota; Viridiplantae; Streptophyta; Magnoliopsida; Brassicales; Brassicaceae
Product: peptidyl-prolyl cis-trans isomerase FKBP43
Exons: 12
Coding region: 110-1624 (504 amino acids)
Molecular function (GO): peptidyl-prolyl cis-trans isomerase activity
Source: RefSeq, a predicted model, not a curated record
AGAAAUAAAACCCUCAGGCAGCAAAAACCUCUCGUUACACAACGGAGAAACCCAAAGGGUCGGCGUUGCAGUCUUGUCUCUCUCUCUCUCUGUCUUUCACUCUUUGACCAUGGCUUUCUGGGGAGUUGAAGUGAAACCAUCAAAAACUUUCACUCUUAAGGCUAAUGAAGCAACAGGAAUCAGAAGACUUCACCUUUCCCAGGCGACACUGGGGCAUGGUAAUGGAACAAACAGAAGCAUUCUUCAGUGUAUCGUUGGGAACAAAAGUCCCCUCUUCUUAUGCGUCUUGACUCCUGACAAGGUUGAUUCUUGCCAACUGAAUCUGGAGUUUGAAGAAGCUGAUGAAGUCAUCUUCUCUGUCAUCGGACCUCGGAGUGUUCACAUCACUGGCUACUUCCUCGGCAGGAGUACCAGUUUUAGGUCAAAUGAUGAUGAAUCGGAGUCAUAUGGAGAAGACAUUGUGGACACAGACAUGGAGAAAGGUAGCAGUGAUGAUUAUGACUACAGUGAUAGUUUCAUAAACGACGACGAUCCCCCUGGCCGUGGUUCACACAUGUCUAGUACUGAUGAUGAUGAAAUAUCUAUUAAGGAGAUGGCAGCUAAAACGAAAGACAAGAAAGAUAAUGGUAAACAUGGAAGACUAAGGAAGAAGUUUCAGGUCUCUGAUUCAGAUUCUGAUGAAACAUCUGCUAGAGCUGAUGAUUCGAGCAAUGAAGAUUCUAUAGGUAAUGAGCACAAGAUCUCGAAGGUCCUUUCUUCAGAGAGUCCUCUGCCUUCAAGGGUUACAAGGUCAAAGGCAAAAAGUUCGACUUUGGUAAAUGGUGAGCCAAAUGCCAAGUGUAAGAAGACAUCAGAAGAGAGAACUCAUACUAACAAGAAUUUAGAUGAAAGGGUGGAUGAUAAACCAUUGAGUGAUGUUAAAUUCUCUCCCGUUCAGAAAGGGUGUGAUAUUCUUUCGAAGAAAAAAAGAAAAAAGGAAAGGUCUAAGAGCUCAGCUAUAAUUAACUUAGAUGACGGAGAGGGGGAAAAUAUACCUGAAAGUCUUCAGAAUGAGAAGCCAGAUACUGAAAAGGGGAUCAAAUCAUCAAGUAAUGUAUCACCCUCUCCGAAUGGUGAUGCAACUCUGUCAAAGAAAAAGAGGAAAAGGGAUAGGAGAGAGGAAACUACAGAUGUCCAGGAAAAUCCAUUUGAAUGUUUAGGAAAAAAGAAACAAGCUAUUGACAAGAAUAUCGAGAAAGAAGCUGGUAUUAAGGAACCACUAGAAAUGGGGACUUCAUCAAAUGGAGUGAUCAUUGAAGAGAUUGAAAAAGGAAAGUUAGAUGGAAAAUCAGCUGUUAAAGGGAAAAAGGUGAGUAUACUCUAUACUGGGACUUUGAAAGACACCGGGAAAGUAUUUGAUUCAAACUUGGGAGAAGCUCCACUAAGAUUCCGCUUAGGUGGAGAAAAGGUCAUAGAAGGUCUCAGUAUUGGUGUUGAAGGUAUGCGAUUUGGUGAUAAAAGAAGACUCAUAAUUCCGCCAUCCCUCGGAUAUGGUAAAGACAGUCACUCAGAAGAGGGUUUUAAGGAACAGGUGCCUAAGAAUGCUUGGCUUGUCUAUGAGGUGGAGGCGGUAAAAAUCAGAUGACCUUUUAAUACAGGCGUCUACUUGUCUUAUGGGAAAAUUCAUUUGCUCUUCCUCCUGCUUCCUGUUUGUAUUCUUUUUCUGGAGCUUGCUUGAAUCUUACAAAACUCACAAUUUUUCUGGUUGUUCAUUUAAAGUUAUUAUCAAAUGAGUAUUGUUUCAAGUA